Messenger RNA from Diachasma alloeum, 3435 nucleotides. RefSeq names its product hemicentin-1 (gene side). Gene Ontology annotation, molecular function: protein binding. The record is from RefSeq and is a predicted model, not a curated record. NCBI's taxonomy places the organism in Eukaryota, Metazoa, Arthropoda, Insecta, Hymenoptera, Braconidae. Bases 165 to 2546 code for a protein of 793 amino acids. The transcript has 12 exons.
UGUGCGAUGGAUUCAUAGAGCGGUAUAUUCAGCCUGAAAGUGGUGGAGUUGAGUUCAUAUUGCGAAGGUGGGAUUGGAUCUAUCGUUCUUGGCGAUAGAUUAUUGAAGUGAGUGAGGAAAAAAGUGGCGACCAAGUGUUUGAGGAGAAUACAAAGUGUGCCACGAUGUCGCUCAUGUUAAUGCGUGUGGUUAUUGUUGGCUUGUUGAGUUGGAGCUGUUGGGUUGCAGGUGAUGACCUCCCAGAUCCCAUCAACAAAGGACCAAUAAAACUCGUAUGGGCAGAGGAAAAUGAAGAUGUGCAGUUACCAUGCGAUGUCACGCCACCAAUAAUAGACGACAAGGUGGCUAUGGUGCUGUGGUUCAAGGAUGAAAUGGGCCAAGGAAUUCCUUUUUAUUCUUACGAUGCCAGAAAAAAUGGUGGACCCGUACACUUUCCCAUAUCCAACGAUUUGGGUAACCGUGCAAUAUUCGACAUCAGCCAUUAUCACCAUGCAAGCCUGAAAAUCCGCAAGGUAACUCAGCAGGACCAAGGCUUGUACAGAUGUCGUAUUGAUUUUUUCAACUCACCAACACGUAGUUUUCAAGUGAAUCUCACGCUCAUCGAGCAUCCUUCGAGGCCGGUUAUUUACGAUGCUCAGGGCAGAGAGGUUCAGGGCGUCUCACGUUUCUUCGAGGGAUAUGAUUUGAGACUCACCUGUCAAGUGUCAGGAGGAAAACCUAAACCAUUGGUGACAUGGUGGAAGGACGGGGAACUUCUUGAUAAAGAUGUUGAUGUUCCUGAGAUGUCCGGUACGAUUGGAGUAUCUAGUAAAUUCACAGUCAAUCAUCUGUUUAUUGGGAAGGUAACGAGAGCUUUGUGGGGGUCUAAGUUGGAGUGCAGGGCUCAAUCGGGAUCGAUGUCGAGUCCUGUGGUUAGAGAAGUUCCUUUGGACAUUUAUCUGAAGCCUGUUGCAGUGAAAAUACGUCUCAAUGAUGACUUCAUCCUCGCUGGACAUCCAAUAGCUGCGGUAUGUGAAACAUGGGGCAGCUGGCCAGCCGCUACCCUAGCAUGGAGUCUCGGUGGACUGAAAUUCCGUGACCCAAGUGUAGCAACAACCCAACGAAGCAAUUCCACGCUGAGUAAACUUGCUCUAGUACUUGAUCGCGAUGACGAUGGCAAAGAGUUGAGCUGCACAGCGGUCAAUCACAAUUUUCCCGGUGGUGAGCUCAAAGAGAUUCGUCAACUUCGAGUUGCCUAUGCACCAAUAUUGCAAGCUCACCUUGCCGUAGGCUAUAUCCUGGACUCUUUGCGUGAAGGUGAUGACCUGAAACUGAUUUGCAACGUCCAGAGUAAUCCUCCACCCAGUGAAAUCGUCUGGUUUCAUAACGACACUCGCCUUGAGCAUGACGUUACAACAGGGAUUCUCAUAGCCUCGAACACUUUGACAUUGAGGGUCUUGAAUCUCGGACACUCUGGGGAGUACACCUGUUACGCUCGGAAUAGAGUUGGUGAGGGCCGUAGUUUACCUCUUCGGAUUCACAUGAAGUUUGCUCCGAGAUGUCGUGUAGGUUUUGAAUCAACAGACAUCCCAGUGGAUCUCGGUGAGGUUGUAAAACUCUACUGCGAGGUGGAGGCGUUACCAAGUGACACAGUACGAUUUUCCUGGACAUUUAAUGGGACAAGAGGAGAUGUUCUCCCUGUGCAAAAUUCCAAACCAAGAAAUCAGGGUGUCACAAGUAUUUUAGAGUACACACCCCUAGUGGAUGGGGAUUAUGGUACACUUGGAUGUUGGGCAAGCAACAGCAUUGGAAGACAACGAGCACCCUGCAUAUUCAACAUUAUUCGGGGAAAAGUGCCACAGCCGCCAGUAGACUGUGCACUGUACAACGAGAGUAGCGCACUCGAGGUAAAUUGCAUCCCCGGUUCGGACGGUGGUUUGCCUCAGCACUUCCUGCUAGAAGUACGUGGCUCUGCAGUAGGCUCGGAGCUCUUCCAAACCUCCCACACUCUCCAGACACCACAAAGUGACCAGGGGGAGGCGGGUGCAGUUCCCCCAAUUUAUAGAACGGAAAAUCCACGUCCAACAUUUCAACUUCAUGAUUUAGAACCAGGUUUUGAAUAUACAUUGGCAGUUUACGCUAUUAAUCAGCGGGGCAAGAGUGAGCCCAGGCUCAUAAGAAAUGUCCGCAUUACGGAGACUGUUGGAAGGAAUCUUGGGCAGUCUGGUGGUGCGGGUUUUGUAAUCAAUGGACUCAAAAGUUUCAUUCCCAGUGGAGAGACGCAGAAUAUGAUGAUUAUUAUUAUUGGAGUUGUUGUGGGAGCGGUUUCAUUCAUCGGCAUUGGAAUAUUUAUCGGUGUUGCUGUAUGCAGAAAGCGUUCUCGUGCCCCAGAGCGCUCAACUCCCGACGAUUUCACAAUACCCACGUACGUAUCAGCUCAACGUAUUGAGCCAAGAGUGAGAUACAGUAGUGACAGAAGAAGAUCCCAAAGAACAAGUCUUUACAUGGAGGAAAAUAGAAACGAACCAGAUCUACUGUCACAGGUAGAGAUUGACGUCCAGAGAUAACGCAAGAAGGUAGUGAAAAAUUAAUUUUUUGCCACUUCUGAGGAGAUAUGUUACUACCUCUCGAGGAAAAUUCCGUCCGAGGCUUUUCAACAAGAAGCCUUUUUAAUUUAAUUUUUUUAACGUUAUGAGAGAGAAUGCGUUGGUUUUUUUUGCUAUGUAAAGAAUUUUUUCAACACCUUUUAAAAAAAACUUACUGCUGAAGCUGUUUUAUAGUUUAAACGUCCUUCGGUGAUUUUCAAUUUUUCAAAGUUGAGAUGUUGAAACAGUAAUUUGUUAUGAUUUUUCUAUUGUCCAACACUUAUGGAUUUCACUGAGAGAAUAUUUCAUGCGAAGCACUCGAUUUGAAAAGAAAAAAAUCUCCUACCGUAGUUUCCUCUUCGGGCAUUGUAUACUUAGUAAUAGAGGAUCCAUAUUUCAUUUCACGAAAAAAUAUGGAGUAAUUCCAAACUGUGGAAGCACAAUGAAUAGGAGUUUUAAAAGUUUAUAAAUAAAGAAUGUUGAGAAUUCCUGUGAGAGCAUCUGAUGCUUCCCUCAGUGUUCCAUCCACUCGAGGGAUAUAAAACUGUGCAAUGAUGAAUGAAAAUGAUUAUCUGGUGCCGUGUAUCAAGUAUUUCUCGUGUAUAGUAAUUAGAAUAACGUUUAUUUUAUGAACAUAAUUUGUAACGUAGUACAUUUGCUGUAGUUAUCAGUACGUAUUAUGUGCGACGAGUGCCAUGAAAGAGAUUAAUGUACAAUUAUUUUUACAUGCCAUUAGUUUUAAGAGGUUGGCACUACCCUAUGAUUAAUUGAUGUAUUAUAACAGACUCCCCGAUUAAUUAAUUAAUCUUACUCUAAAGUUCAUCAGAAAAUGUAUUAUUAGAUAAUAUAAAUGCAGAGUAACGUAAAUAUA